Messenger RNA from Musa acuminata AAA Group (dessert banana), 2315 nucleotides. RefSeq lists its product as uncharacterized. Gene Ontology annotation, biological process: positive regulation of growth. The coding region runs from base 318 to 2084 and encodes 588 amino acids. The transcript is spliced from 2 exons. NCBI's taxonomy places the organism in Eukaryota, Viridiplantae, Streptophyta, Magnoliopsida, Zingiberales, Musaceae. The record is from RefSeq and is a predicted model, not a curated record.
ACAGCCGCGCAUUUAUGCGAGGUGCAAAGAGUGAGUCGCAGGUGGUGGUGACUUGAGUGGAUGCACCCCCAACGCACUGGCCUACGGCCACCAACACAUGCGCAGCUGCGGCCCGCACUGUGGCACCGCCACCGAGGAAGCAACUUCUUGGUGGCUUCCUUUCCUGGUUUCGGCCUCAGCCUAAACUAAAGACAGACAAGGAAGGGUAAAAGAGAAUCCCCCACCUUGCACUGGCUUCCACGUCCUCCUCGUGCAGUGUUCUCCUCCUACCCGCCUGGUUUCCGGGUCUUCCGCUUGGGACACGGCUACCGCCGUCCAUGAGGAAGGUGAAGUCGGAGUCGUGGCUGGGCCGCAUGGGGCUCGUGCGAGAUGGCGGGCGAAAGAAGGGCGGCGCGGGCGGGGGGGAGAAGGCAGCCGCCACUGUCGGCGUGCUGGCCUUCGAGGUUGCGCGGUUCAUGUCCAAGGCCGUCCAGCUCUGGCACGCCCUGGCCGACGACCGCGUCGCCCGCCUGCGCGAUGAGGUCCUCCGCCUCGAGGGCGUCCGCAAGCUCGUCUCCGACGACGACGGCUUCCUCCUCGCCCUGGCACUCGCCGAGACGACCGACGCCCUCGGGUCCCUGGCCCGCGCCGUGGCCGGACUCGGCCGGCGGUGCUCCGACCCAGCGCUGCAGCGGUUCGACGCCGCGUUCGCGGAUCUGGUCAAGACCGGCGCCGACCCCCACGGGUUCGAGUACGCGGGGCGGAAGAUGGAGCGCAAGGUCAAGAAGAUGGAGCGGUUUGUCGCCGCGGGCGCCGACCUGUACCACGAGCUCGAGGUGCUGGCGGAGCUGGAGCAGGGGCUGCUCCGGUUGCUGGCCAACCCCGACGCCGGCGGCCGCCACCAGGCCAGCGUCGCCGAUUUCAAGCACAAGGUCAUGUGGCAGCGGCAGCAAGUGAAGUACCUGCGCGAGGCCUCGCUGUGGGUCAGGACCUACGACUACGCCGUCCGCCUGCUGAGCCGAUCCCUGUUCUCGAUCGUCGGAAGGAUCAGGCAAGUCUUCGGAUUCCCGACGAAGACAGAAGCCACCGGGUGGUCCGGCGGCCGCCGAAAGCCCGCCGCCCGGCUCUCCCGCAGCCACUCCAUCGCCGGCCUGAUGCCCUCCCCCGGCCACUCAUCCGACGGCAACAUGGUCCGCCUGUUCGCCUCCGGGCCGCACGCUGCCCCUCAGCACGAAACCAGAUCCGGGCCUAUAGCUACCAACAGCGGAGCAUUGGCCGGGCAGUGUCCACCUCCCAGGAUCGGCCUGCCUCCUCCCGCUCGAAAGCGCCAUAAUUCUCGAACCAAGUGGCCGGUCGGCGGCAGAACAUUCGGUGGGUGUAUGGUCGGUGGCAAUGAGCCAGCAGUCCUGCAGAGCUGCAUCCCCAUGGACACCGCCCUCCGGAAGCCAAAUGUGACGCCAUUGACUCCUCCCGGAGCUGAUGCUGCAAGCCCUGAGACCAGCGUAAACAUGUUCGACAUGAUCGAACCCAGGUUCCAGUUGCUGAAUGCUCCAGCCACCACCCUCGGCGCCGCAGCUCUAGCUCUGCACUACGCCAACGUGAUCAUCGUCAUCGAGAAGCUUGCGGCCUCCCCCCAUUUGAUCGGCCCCGACGCCAGAGAUGACCUCUACAGCAUGCUAACCACAAGCAUAAAAGCAGCCCUCAGAGCGAGGCUGAAAUCGUACGCCAAGAACUUGGCUUCAUCCAUUUACGAUCCAGUUCUUGCAGCAGAGUGGAGUGCGGCGGUGACAAGGAUACUGGACUGGCUGGCACCGCUCGCCCAUAACAUGAUCCGAUGGCAAUCCGAGAGGAACUUCGAGCAGCAGAGCUUGGUCUCCAACUCUAACGUUCUUCUGCUGCAGACGCUCUAUUUUGCGGACCAAAGGAAGGCGGAGGACGCCAUUACUGAGCUGCUCGUUGGUUUGAACUACUUGUGGAGAUACGGAAGAGAAUUGAAUGCGAAAGCCAUGUUGGAGUGCGUCAGCAGCAGAAACUUCGAUGACUGUCUGCAGAUACAGGUCGAUGCCGAUGUCCACGCUUGUCCAGCAAUCCAAGACACUGCUUAACCAAAGGAAGGGGCUUUGGAUUUGCUCUCUGCAAAGCUUGUUCGACCGGUGCAGGUCAUCACAUCACAUCGACAUAUGUUGAUGGACAUGAACAUAGGCCUCUCUUGUCAAGCUCGUAUGCCAUGCGAAUAGGCAUUUCCAUGUCCUUUCCGAAGGUGUAAACUACGGCGAUGACGAUGAAACCUUUUGUGAAUUUGUUCGAUAUUAUAGGAAAAUUACUCUUUUGGUUUA